Messenger RNA from Scleropages formosus (Asian bonytongue), 3699 nucleotides. It is a transcript of the gene gpr107, whose product is annotated as G protein-coupled receptor 107. Gene Ontology annotation, biological process: clathrin-dependent endocytosis. Bases 50 to 1735 code for a protein of 561 amino acids. Gene Ontology annotation, cellular component: Golgi apparatus; membrane; clathrin-coated vesicle. Gene Ontology annotation, molecular function: clathrin heavy chain binding. The record is from RefSeq and is a predicted model, not a curated record. The transcript is spliced from 18 exons. NCBI's taxonomy places the organism in Eukaryota, Metazoa, Chordata, Actinopteri, Osteoglossiformes, Osteoglossidae.
UGUUUCUCUCCUCGAUCCCGGAAGUGGAGCUGGUGAUGUUGCUGUAGAAAUGGCGGCAGACAGUAGGUCUGUGUUGGCGAGUGUUUUAUUAUUAUCUUUUUUGUCGCUGAUCAGGGAAAGCCAGGGCAGACGGCAUCACCUGGUUCUGGAGAAUGACGUGCGGCACAAGGUUCACCUGAACUCCUUCGGUUUCUACAAGAAUGGUUACACGAACGUGUCUAUGAACCAGCUCACGCUUGAUGUGGACAUCAGCAAAAUCGACGACUCCACGAUUGGGUUCAGCUUGGACAGAACCAGUAGCAAUGGCUUCUCAACAUAUAUGGAUGAAGACAUGGAUUUCUGCAUUCUGAAGAAGCUGCCUGCCAGCGACAUGGCUGUGGCACUGCUGUUGAUCGACUUCAAAGAGAACAGGGUGAAAAUGAAGACCUCGAUGGACGAGAACAUAUUCCCGAUCAUUGUGUCAGAGCAGCCCAAGCCAGUCACUGAGGCACCAGCAGGUGGUAAAGCAGGAGUAGAGCUAGAGGCCAAGGAGAGAGUGGCCAACCCCAUCCACAAACCUACAACACCUUCAGUCAAAGCUGAGGGAGUUGGAGGCGAGAACAAAGGGAGCAAAACGAAACGGGACACAUCAACGGAUGUGAAGCCCGAUGUGUUCUAUUCCCUAUGGCAGAAAGCAAACGGUUACUCUUUCCAGUUUCACUUCAACAUCAGCACGGAUGACCAACAAGGCCUCUAUAACUUCUACUUCCACAACUGUUACAACAUGGAGACCCCAAAUGCAGAGCUGCUGCACUUCAGCCUUGAUAUUGAGAUCGAGGAGAAAAACCCCACUAGUUACCUGUCCGCAGGGGAGAUCCCUCUGCCCAAACUCUACAUCUUCAUGUCCAUGUUCUUCUUCCUCAUUGGCACGCUGUGGGUGCACGUCCUCCGCACACGCAGUGCUGAUGUGUACAAGAUCCAUUGGCUGAUGACGGCACUUCCUUUCACCAAGUCUCUGUCCCUGGUGUUCCAUGCUAUUGAUUACUACUACAUUUCAAAUCAGGGCUUCCGCAUUGAAGGAUGGGCUGUGGUCUAUUACAUCACUCACCUCCUGAAGGGGGCGCUGCUCUUCAUCACCAUUGCUCUGAUCGGGACUGGCUGGGCUUUCAUCAAGCACAUCCUUUCAGACAAGGACAAGAAGAUCUUCAUGAUAGUCAUCCCUCUGCAGGUCCUCGCCAAUGUGGCAUACAUAAUCAUAGAGUCGACGGAGGAGGGAACCACAGAGUACGGCCUCUGGAAGGAAAUACUCUUCCUGGUGGACCUGCUUUGCUGUGGGGCCAUUCUGUUUCCUGUCGUCUGGUCUAUCAGACAUUUACAGGAGGCCUCUGCCACAAAUGGAAAAGCAGCCAUCAACCUGGCCCAGCUGAAGUUGUUCCGGCAUUACUACGUGAUGAUUGUGUGCUACAUAUACUUCACCCGCAUAAUCGCAAUCCUCAUCAAGUUCAUCGUGCCCUUCCAAUGGAAGUGGCUCUACCAGCUCCUGGAUGAGCUGGCCACGCUGGUCUUCUUCUUCCUGACGGGACACAAGUUCCGGCCGGCUUCCUACAACCCGUACCUGCUGCUGUCCGUGGAAGACGAGGAGGAUGUUGAGAUGGAGGACGUGAUCACCACCUCAACUUCGGGGAUGAUGGAGGGUGUGAAGAAGGUGAAGAAGCUGUCUAACGGCCCCUCAGAGGAGAAGGAGACCACUGCAUGACAGGGGACCGCCCUCCACAACCUUCCAGUUCCUGACCUUGUGACUGUGGGCGUGGCCAUCAUUUCUGGAGCGUGUGCCCAGACUACUGCUAUCAAACAACAAGAGCCGCACACACUUGCACAUGAUCACACCCAUACACCAUCACUCCUUUGGUACUCAGAGUUGUCAUAUCCUUUCGCUCCAUGUGUCUAACCUCAUGCUUAAUUUGACAGCAUAAAACGGAGUUCUGGUGCAUUGUCAUUAUUUAUUUUGAUAUUUUUGUGCUUUUUUUUUUUUUUUUGUUAAUAGAUGAGAAAAUUACUAUGGUUAGACUGAUGUGAAGCAUUAGUGCGGAGAAUAUGAACUAGACCCAAACACUGAAGUAUGAUGAGUAAGUGGGAUGAUGGAAGAAUUCAGAGGAUUUGUACUGAACUGUGGUUACUCUUCAUCCCCCCCCACGGACACUGAAAAUAUUUGUACAGUAUUUCUAUGAACGACAAGGUACUUAAAACGUGGCUCUCACUGUCAGCAGUGGACAUAAAAGUUGAGGAGUUGCAGGUUUCCUGUUGGACAGCACUUUUCGGUGGAACCACAGUGACUGUGUGGGGCCCUGUCUUUUUUUUUCCUUCCUUGUUACCCCUUUUCUGUGCCUCUCGAUGUGAAGAAGUUCUCCUUGGGGUUGCCUCGCUGGGAAGGAUGGCGACUGCUGUAGCUAUUCAGAGGAAACGAGCAGCAUGCAAGAUGUGGUUUUCAGGGCAUAUGUACUUUUACAGUGACUCUCAAUGUGCAGAUUUUUUUUUUGUGAAAAUAAGUAGCUUGUUUUUAAAAAAAAAAAAAAACCUUGAAUUAACUGUAAAUAAAUGGGGGGUGGGGUGCUCCUGUAUAAACUGCAGAUAUGAUUGCUUUAUGAUGUAUCACGUGGGCUGCAAGUGGUGUUUGGGAGCGAGAUGGGCCAGGUUUAAUUCCAAGUCCUUUCUCAGCGAGCAAGAACAAAGCUCAUAAAGCUGAGAUCAUGUACAGGGCAGACAGCGUAAGGGCUGUAAUGAUUUAAGAUAGAGCUGCCUACAUGACCAAAAGGAAGCUAUAAUUAUAUUCUGCUUCCUUCCUCUGUUUUUCCCUGGUUUUCACAAUGGGUUUGUGGUUCAUCUUUUUUGCAUUUGUAAAAACUGCUCUUGCCAGUUCUAACAAAUUGCAGGUUUUCCGGUUGUAAAAUAUAAUAGAUGUGGGAAGUUUAUGAAUUCUGAACAUAAAGUUUUUAUUUUGGACCCUUAAAUGAAGUCUGAUUAUUUUGCAGGUGCUGCAGCCAGAAGUGGGAUUUCAGUGUUACCUCAUGUAAUCCUCAACAUCCUGCAUUUGCAGCCUUUUUAAUAGUGGAGUAUUUUAAUAGAAAUGUGACUAUGCAGUAGCAGGACAGUAAUUGGGAAGGUGGUCAUGUGACUGGAAUACACAGUAACAGUUUUUACCCAGUUUUCUGAUCAACUGUCUCAUUUAAGUUUGCCAACACAUGUGCUGUGAAAUGGCCCUUAAAGUCCAAUAUGUGUACAUUCCCCUCAGGAGUGCUGGUACUAAAGUGGGACAUGUGUGAUGGGUUGGGAAAAACAAAGCAAAGAAAGCACGGUCUUGAUCAUCAGAUUACAGGGCCUGAACCUAUAGUUGAUCGUGCCUCCAAAGCCUGGAAGCAAAACCAGCGAUGAUCACAGCUCUGCUGUGCCUCAGAGGUGCUAGUGCACACAGAUUACUGUAUUUAUACACUUCAGUGCCAUAAAACCAGCGCUGAUGGAAUUUCACGUGGUGCGUUAGCAACACGUUGGCACAGCAUUGCAGCUUUCAUCAGGUUGCUGCUGGUUUCCAUAAAGUAAUCGUUUUGUGGUUAAAUAUUAUAUCCCAUUGUAAGCUGAACUUUACUUGUUCAAGCACUGCAGGUACUGUAAGAUUUUUAUCCUGAAUAAAAAAAAAAAAAAAACUCUAUAAGUAAUGAAUAAGCA